CAUGAACUUUAGAACUUACUCAUAAAGUGACAACUCAUGUUGGGGUUUUCUAAAUCAAAUUCCCUUUGGCAUUAAAAUCAUAUUGAUAUUAUUAACAGCUGUUACUCUCAUCAACACUUUAUGUUCUGAGAAAUUUACUUAUUGGUUUGAGGAUUUGCCAUCCAAAGUUUUUGAAGAUUUUGAAUUAUGGAGACUGUUCUUCACUCAAUUUAUAAAUUGUAAUUUUCAUCAAAAUUCGUAGCCUAUUUAAGUGCUAUGUUUAUGUUUUUCAUAUUUUGCACCUAGGUGGUAGAUUUGGAAAAAAAAUUAGGAACUGUUGUAUUUCUUUUGGAUUUCUUCUUUAAAAAUAUCAUGAUUCAAGUAAAAUUCAUAUUUCUUUAUUCAAGAUUACAUUCUUAAUUCUAUCAUUGAUAGUACAAAUCUACUCUAUUCCAUCUCGAGGUUUAUGGAAUUUCUAUCUAGUUUACAUUAGUCUACAGUAAGAAUUACAAUGUUAUUAUAGGUGCUAUGCAAAUCCAGAACAAUUAAUUAAGAUUUUGUUCUUACCAUGUUAACUUCCUGGAAAAUACCUUCCCUUUGUUUAUGCAUUGAUUGGGCUUGCAGUCAACCAAAACUACGACUCAAUAGCCGCUCUGAUUUUUGCCUAUAUUGAAGCAAAGUUCUUCAAUUCUAUGAUGUUUAGACCCAGUCAAGUAACUUAUGCUCAUCUCAAAUAUCUUAGUCAUUUAUUAAAAAAAUAGAGAACAGCCAUUUAAUGAAAGGCAUACGUAUUAGAGAAGAUUUCUAUUUGAUGACAGAAAAUUUACAAAGUUAUCCUACGAAAGAAUUGCCAGAAAGAGAUCAAGAAUAUUAAGGAAGGAUAUUUCAAGGAUAAGGAGUACAGAUUGGAGGGAACAAUAUUAACCUUGAGAAUAUUGUCAUUGAUGAUAGGUACAAAUUUAUCAAUUAAACUGCAGCGAGUAGUUUGAAGAAGAUGACACUGAGAGAAACGAAUGA
Molecule: messenger RNA, 996 nt
Organism: Paramecium octaurelia
Lineage: Eukaryota; Ciliophora; Oligohymenophorea; Peniculida; Parameciidae
Source: the annotation of a GenBank genome assembly